AUGGAUUACCUACCAUCCCAAUCGGCCGAUGAGGCGGUGCGCACCUCGGCGAAACGCACCGCCGACCUCUUCGGCACAGAAUACUUUAUGGUCACACCAUCGACCCUGGCAGACGGCGGCUCGAUUGGCGUGUCCUACCGGAGGAAAGCAGAAUACCAAGAUGUGAAAGAGUUGCCGCCAGCACUGGCAGAGAAGCAAGCCAAGACUGCCACAGGACGCGCAAAACGGCCCAAGAUCCAGCCCGCCCAGUCGCAGGCUUCUGGGGAUGGCAGCGGCGCGUCCAUGGCUCUUGUCAAGAGGCCCGCGGGUGCAGGUGCUGGUGCUGCUGGUGGCAAGGACCAGCCUCAGAGUUUGAUUCAGAGACCUUCCGCGACGAAGCAGCAACGGCCAGACUGGCACGCGCCGUGGAAGUUGAUGCGUGUGAUCUCGGGACAUUUGGGCUGGGUGCGAGCUUUGGCGGUCGAGCCGAACAAUCAGUGGUUCGCUAGUGGUGCCGGUGACCGGACAAUUAAGAUCUGGAAUAUGGCGACGGGCGCGUUGCGGCUUACCUUGACGGGUCACAUUUCGACUGUGCGCGGUCUGGCGGUGUCACCCCGGCAUCCGUACCUCUUCUCAUGCGGUGAGGACAAGAUGGUCAAGUGCUGGGAUUUGGAGACGAAUAAGGUCAUCCGCCAUUACCACGGCCAUCUCAGCGGCGUGUACACUUUGGCUCUGCACCCUCGCCUCGACCUGCUGGUUACCGGUGGUCGUGAUGGUGUAUGCCGUGUAUGGGAUAUGCGUACACGAAGCAACGUUCACGUUCUUUCUGGACACAAGGGUACCGUCGCCGAUAUCAAGUGCCAGGAAGCUGACCCACAGGUCAUCUCCGGUUCCCUGGACGCCACGGUGCGGCUGUGGGAUUUGGCAGCUGGCAAGUCCAUGGGUGUUCUGACGCACCACAAGAAGGGUGUUCGUGCCCUUGCCACUCACCCAAGCGAGUUUACUUUCGCCAGUGCCAGUACCGGUAGCAUUAAGCAGUGGAAGUGCCCAGAGGGUGACUUUAUGCAGAACUUCGACGGCCAGAAUGCCAUCAUCAACACUCUUGCCAUCAACGACGAGAACGUCAUGUUCUCGGGAGGCGAUAACGGCUCAAUGUCGUUCUGGGACUGGAAGACCGGUUACCAGUUCCAGUCUACUGACACCAUGGCCCAGCCUGGCUCCCUGGAAGCCGAAGCGGGUAUCAUGGCCUCCACCUUCGAUCGGACUGGUCUCCGUCUCAUUACGGGUGAGGCUGAUAAGACUAUCAAGAUCUGGAAGGAGGAUGAGGAGGCUACGCCUGAGACUCACCCUGUUACCUGGGCUCCUACCCUUGGCAGACAGCGGUACUAG
Penicillium canariense is the source of this 1368-nucleotide messenger RNA. RefSeq names its product WD40 repeat domain-containing protein. The transcript has a single exon. Lineage: Eukaryota; Fungi; Ascomycota; Eurotiomycetes; Eurotiales; Aspergillaceae. Bases 1 to 1368 code for a protein of 455 amino acids. Gene Ontology annotation, molecular function: protein binding. Gene Ontology annotation, biological process: mRNA splicing, via spliceosome. Gene Ontology annotation, cellular component: Prp19 complex; precatalytic spliceosome; catalytic step 2 spliceosome. The record is from RefSeq and is a predicted model, not a curated record.